CGUUUGAUGAGUUCGGAGGAUGUGUUGCAUCAGUCUUCGGGGGCGUGGAGGAGACACAAGAGGAUAAAUAGAGACGAGAGACACAGCAGACACAUCAGCCUGAGAGCCGAAGAAUCACAGAGCUCCAGACCCUCCAGACCUCCAGAUCCUCCAGACCUCCAGAUCCUCCAGACCUCCAGACCCUCCAGACCUCCAGUCCUCCAGACCUUCCAGUCCUCCAGACAUCCAGACCCUGCCGACCCUCCAGACGGUGCUGUUGGUCAUGAAGCCGGCUCUGCUCCUCCUGCUGGCAGUUGCUGCCAGCCAGGUGGACCUGAUCGAGUCUGAGAAAAUCAGUUUUGACGGUGAUGAUACGAUUGUGAACCACAGCAACUGUACCGUCACUUAUUAUGGAAAAACAUACAAAGCAGUAAAGGUGACUCUGAAGCCGACAUUUUCAGUCUGUUUCAUUGAGAACGGCGUUGUGUCAGAGGACUGUCUGAAGCCGACAUCAUCAUUUGGAGUACAGUCUGUAUUGAUUGAAAUCACCUAUAAUCUAAAUGUCGAUGUCAGUAAUCAACUACAAUACAUCACAUCACCCUAUACCUGCUCUAUUACUUUUUCCCCGAGCACCUCGACUUCGCGCUUGAUGGAUAUAAAAUUGUUUGACAUUCCAGUGUUAUACUUCUCUCCAGUCGACGGUUUGACUAAACUGAGCGCAGAAUCAACCCAAGGAACGAUUGAUACUUUCAGCAAAAGUGAUAAAUUUCAAGGUCUACCAGGAUGCAGAAUAUCAGGUGUUGCUGUAAAGGGAGGAUCAAAACUUUCCAACCCAGAGACCUGCACGUCAUCAAUCUGUGCUUUCUCUGGAAACGUCAAGCAGGUCGAUAAAUGUGGACCCAUGGAGGAGUGCACCGGCAACAACAUCUGCACUCCAAUCCCGGUGAUGUGCACGGUGACGGGCUCCACGGUGAUCGGUGUCUCCGGCGCAGUGCACUCGGUCCAGGAUCGCUGUGCGUACAGUCUGAUGAAGCCUGAAGGAAGCGCCAGUUUCAACCUCAUAGCGCGUUUCCGGGAGCGCCGGCGUACAGAUGUUCCUCUUCUGGACCACCUGAUCCUGUCGCUGCCAGGUGUGACCAUGUAUCUGGAACAAGGAGGGAGAGUUCGGGCUGGUGAGAAAGCUCUGGUGCUCGGCAGCACGGCUCAGCAGCAUCACGGCGUGGAGCUCUCCACGGACCAGACUGGAGUCACUGCCAAGAUACUGAGCUCAAAUGUGACUGUCUGUUUUGAUGGCAACAGCGCACAUGUUACAGGAUUUGCUGAAGCUUUGGAAGGUUUGUGUGGCAACCCCAUGAUAUCCAACUCGACCACUACACCGAGCGCAGAGAAGUCCUCUUCCUACAGCCCCUCUGGCUGUGAGACUCAGUACCAGGACUUAGUCAACGUCACCAUCAACUGCAACCGCUCAACUGACCACUGUAAUCUCAUGAGGCAGCCUCCCUUCUCCGCCUGUCACAACCACACUGACCCAGAGCCGUACAUCAGCGCCUGCACACACACUUUGUGCAGAUACCCGUCAGAGGACGGUGUCGACUGCCAGUUUCUGGAGGCUUACGCCAAGGCCUGCAGCCUGGAAGCCAACGUCACGCUGGUGGACUGGAUGUCAGCGGCCGGCUGCUCCCCCCCCCCUCUCUGUCAGCAGCCUUGCAGUGAUCAUGAGUUCUGCGGAGACGAGCUCGGUUCGAGCCGCUGCUUCUGUCGGGGUCUGUUCGCCUCCAAGUACAGAGCCACGCAGUCUUUAGGCGAUCCGACGGUCUGCAGCCAGGGCUCGGCCUCUGUGACUCUGGCUGGAUGUCUGCUGGACGACAAAGGCAUCGACUUCUCCACCUUACACCUCAACGACCCCAGCUGCAAGGGCCACAUGGACAACCAGAGCCACCUGGUGACCUUCAGCUUCAACAGCAGCACCCCCUGUGGGACGGAGGUCGUGAAAAACAGCAGCCAGAUCAUCUACAAGAACACCAUCAUGUUGAAGAGCAACUCAUCAGGCAGCAUCAUCACCCGCAGCGACCAGGUCCACAUCGACUUCUCCUGCCUGUACACACAGCCAGAGGUCAAGAGUGUGUCCUUCAGGAUCAGAGACAGCUCUGUGGUGCAGCAGAUUGUAUCUGGAGUGUGGAAUUACACUCUGACAAUGAACGCCUUCACCGACGCCGGCCUCCUGCAGCCUGUCGGGCCGAACACGGAGGUCCGGCUGAACCAGAAGAUCUGGCUGCAGCUGGCAGCGGGGGGGCUGGACGCCAACAUGGUCACCAUGGUGACAGACUCCUGCUGGGCAACCAAUAAGCCUUCACCUGACGACAAUCUGCGAUACAACCUCAUCAUCAAAGGAUGUCCGAACCCUGCUGAUGAUACGGUGCGCAUGCAGGGAAACGGACGGGGAACGUCCAGCGUUCUUUCUUUCGACAUGUUCGAGUUCUCUGGAGCAACUAGUGAAAUCUACCUGCAUUGCAAACUGGAGCUGUGCCCCACACAGAGCCAGGCCUGCGUUCCGAGCUGUGGCAGAGCUGCUAGCAGGAGGCGCAGAUCUGCUAGAUUUGUGGAGGGAAGCGCUGCCCUCAUCUCUUUGGCCUGGACUGACUAAAGAGCGUUACAUGCUGUUUCCUGUCGGGGCCCCGAUAGGCAACAGGAAAUCUGCUGAAGGUCGUGUUGCUGUGAAACAGAGCCGGCACAUUCUCUUCAUCUGAGAUAUUCCUGAUGAGUUUCUAGCGUCUUUUUGCACUAUUAUAUAUAUAUAGUUCCUUCUUUAUUCUAUGAUCUACCUUUGUUAGAUGUGCACAGCCUGAAAGCUACCCAGAAACAGAGCUACUGUACGCUGCUGAACCACUCUUAGGAUUUAUCACGAUCAACAAAACAAGUUGGAACUGAUGUCAUCCCACAUCUCGUGCAACAUCAAAAUGAGAUGAAGAAAAGCAGCAUCUUUAGUGAGAUAAUGGAAGAGAAGCGUCCAAUGAAGUAAAAUCAUUCAAAUGGGGUUAAAAGGGUGGAAUUGACUGUGUGCACCAUACAUUUAUCUUUAUCAUUUCUGCACAGCCUGAAUGCUGCCCAGAAUCAGACCUCCUGGUUCAGCGAGAGAAGGGAAACACUGAAGUGAGGGAGAAACCUGAAAUGUGGAUUACUGUCAGGCUGAAGAGCGAUGAAGACGUUCAGUCAGGAGUGUAUUUACACACGGCACGCUGUUGUACCAUUCUUAAUAUUUAUCACUAUCAGCAAAACAAAGACAAAAAACACAA
Molecule: messenger RNA, 3272 nt
Organism: Eleginops maclovinus (Patagonian blennie)
Lineage: Eukaryota; Metazoa; Chordata; Actinopteri; Perciformes; Eleginopidae
Product: alpha-tectorin-like
Exons: 19
Coding region: 263-2623 (786 amino acids)
Source: RefSeq, a predicted model, not a curated record